Molecule: messenger RNA, 630 nt
Organism: Apus apus (common swift)
Lineage: Eukaryota; Metazoa; Chordata; Aves; Apodiformes; Apodidae
Product: rho-related GTP-binding protein RhoD-like
Exons: 5
Coding region: 1-630 (209 amino acids)
Biological process (GO): cell migration; small GTPase-mediated signal transduction
Molecular function (GO): GTP binding; GTPase activity
Source: RefSeq, a predicted model, not a curated record
AUGCAACCGGAACGCAGGGGGCAGAGCCUGGGACCCCCCAGGGCCGAGAUCAAGGCUGUCGUCGUGGGAGACGGGGGCUGCGGGAAGACGUCUCUGCUGGUGGCCUUCGCCAGGGGGGACUUCCCCAAGGUCUACGUCCCCACCGUGUUUGAGAAGUACACGGCCACCCUCCAGGCUGGCGGCAAGCCCGUGACAGUCCACCUCUGGGACACGGCAGGACAGGAAGACUAUGACAGGCUCCGCCCGCUGUCCUACUCUGACGCCAACGUCGUCCUCAUCUGCUUCGAUGUCACCAGCCCCAACAGCUACGACAACAUCCUAACGAAGUGGUACCCGGAGGUGAACCACUUCUGCAAGGGUGUCCCGGUGCUGGUGGUGGGCUGCAAGACCGACCUGCGGCAGGACCCGGAGGUCCGGCAGAAGCUGAAGGAGGGGCGUUUGGAGCCCAUCUCCCGCCAGCAGGGAGAAGCCAUGGCCCGGCAGGUCCACGCCGUGUCCUACCUGGAAUGCUCAGCCAGGUACCAGGAGAACGUCGGGGCCAUCUUCGUGGCGGCCUGCGGGGCCGCGCUCAGCGCCGCUCGCCGGAGCCAGCGCAGGAGGCGAACCUGGAGGAGCUGCGUGCUCUGCUGA